GCGCUCCUCUUCGGGAGCAACAACAGUGGCCAGUGCGCUCUGCCCGCCUGGUGGCGCCUGCGCGGCCGCAGGGUGACGCAGGCCGCCUGCGGCAAGUGGCACACGGCGCUGGUGAUGAACGAUGGCGAGGCGCUCCUCUUCGGGGAGAACGACCAGGGCCAGUGCGCUGUGCCCGCCAAGCGCUUGCGCGGCCGCAGGGUGACGCAGGCCGCCUGCGGCUUCUGGCACACGGCGCUGGUGCUGGAAGACGGCGAGGCGCUCCUCUUCGGGAGGAACAUCCACGGCCAGUGCGCUCUGCCCGCCGAGCGCCUGCGCGGCCGCAGGGUGGCACAGGCCGCCUGCGGCGGGGGGCACACGGCGCUGGUGCUGGAAGACGGCGAGGCGCUCCUCUUCGGCCUCAACAACGAGGGCCAGAGCGCUCUGCCCGCCGAGCGCCUGCACGGCCGCAGGGUGACGCAGGGCCUCGACGAAGCGGGGCUGGUGCAGCUGGCGCCGCCGCACCCGGACGGGGCCGCCCAGCGACCUUCGGCGCCGCAGGCCGCGGGGCAGCCAGCGCCGCCGGGCCCGGCGCGGGGCUGGUUUUCAGCGCCCUGGCGCCGCGGCUCUACGCAGGCCGCGCCCGAGAGCCUCGACGACGCGGGGCCGGUGCAGCUGGCGCCGCCGGGCCCGAACGGGGCCGCCCAGCGGCCUUCGGCGCCGCAGGCGUCCGGUUCGCCGCAGGCGUCCGGGGGGCAGGCGUCGCAGGUGCGCGCUGUGAAGACUGA
Messenger RNA from Prorocentrum cordatum, 764 nucleotides. Lineage: Eukaryota; Dinophyceae; Prorocentrales; Prorocentraceae. The record is from the annotation of a GenBank genome assembly.